Lithohypha guttulata is the source of this 267-nucleotide messenger RNA. It is a transcript of the gene RPS21, whose product is annotated as 40S ribosomal protein S21. Gene Ontology annotation, molecular function: structural constituent of ribosome. The coding region runs from base 1 to 267 and encodes 88 amino acids. Gene Ontology annotation, cellular component: cytosolic small ribosomal subunit; ribosome. The transcript is spliced from 2 exons. Gene Ontology annotation, biological process: endonucleolytic cleavage in ITS1 to separate SSU-rRNA from 5.8S rRNA and LSU-rRNA from tricistronic rRNA transcript (SSU-rRNA, 5.8S rRNA, LSU-rRNA); translation; endonucleolytic cleavage to generate mature 3'-end of SSU-rRNA from (SSU-rRNA, 5.8S rRNA, LSU-rRNA). Lineage: Eukaryota; Fungi; Ascomycota; Eurotiomycetes; Chaetothyriales; Trichomeriaceae. The record is from RefSeq and is a predicted model, not a curated record.
AUGGAGAACGAGAAGGGAGAGAUUGUCGAUCUCUACGUCCCCCGCAAAUGCAGCGCAACCAACCGCAUCAUCAAAGCCAAAGACCACGCCUCAGUCCAAAUCUCCGUUGGCAAAGUCGACGAGAACGGCCGAUACACAGGCGAGAACCAGACCUAUGCCCUCUGCGGCUUUGUGCGAUCACGGGCUGAGAGCGACGAUUCGAUGAACAGACUGGCUCAGAGGGAUGGGUUCUUGAAGAGUGUCUGGAGCGGACAGCAGACGAGAUAG